Molecule: messenger RNA, 663 nt
Organism: Miscanthus lutarioriparius
Lineage: Eukaryota; Viridiplantae; Streptophyta; Magnoliopsida; Poales; Poaceae
Source: the annotation of a GenBank genome assembly
AUGGACGUCUUGUUCGACCGCUGCGUGAAUUUCAUCGACGAAGUAGAAGAGAUCAUCGAAGAGACAGGAGGCCAGACGCGGUACCAGAUGCUGCGGGAGCGCAAGGCCUCCCGCACCACCGCCAGCGUGUGGCGCAGGGAGCCGGUGACCUUCGCACUCGCAGGCUUCGAGAACAUCGGCUACUACCGCAGGCUGCUGGACGGCGUUGACCCUAUCCUUGCUCAGCAGCUCGCCGCCGUGCCCGCCGUGAACUCCCUGACGCUUUGGGUGUCUUGGCCGCCCAGGCAUUGCGCCGCCACGGGCUUCAUCGCGAGCGCUCACGAGAACCUCCUCGCGCUCUGCCUGGGCAACUGCUACCAUGAUGACUGGCGCCACCUGCCAGGGUGUUACCUGGUGCUCAAUACCCGCGCCAAGUCGGUCGCCGCCGUCCCGCCGGAGCACGCCGCAGUCAGGGUCGUCAGCUCGCACUGCUACCCCAUCGGGUCGGCCGGGGUCGCCGUCCUACGCACCGACGCGCACGACGACGACGACGGCGGCUACCUUCUCGCCGAGCUAUACCGUCAUACUGAUCGGGACGACUUCCCAACGAACAAGGCCACCCUGUUCACGUGGUGCUCGCCCGGCUCCGGCUCCGGCGGCGGCCCGCGUGCCGGUGCCGACUAG